Malus domestica (apple) is the source of this 2207-nucleotide messenger RNA. The record is from RefSeq and is a predicted model, not a curated record. Lineage: Eukaryota; Viridiplantae; Streptophyta; Magnoliopsida; Rosales; Rosaceae.
UUUAUUAAACACAUGUAACAGGUUAUUCCUACUAAUUAUCAUAAACACUUCAAUUUAACUUUAACGCAUUGUUUUAUCGCGUUUACCAUAAAAACUCUUCUAGCAUAAGUGCUUCCUACGUUGUCCAUCCCAAACGAGUAAUAUAAACCAUCUAGAAAAGCAGUUUAAUACCAACAAGCAAAACCCAACACAGCCACCCUUUUCCCAAACCCCAAUUUGACUAAAAAUUUCACAUACUAUACUCAUAGUCAAUUUUCAUCCGCAUCCACAAUCUCAUUUUUUGACCAUCAAUCAUGGAGUUCUUCAACACCGCCAGGGCGGUCAAGCUGCGAAGCCACCUCGACAAGUACCUCGUCGCCGACGACAACAUGGAGUCCGUCCGCCAGAGCCGGAACGGCACCUCCCGAAAGGCCCGGUGGACGGUCGAGCUUGUUGAGAACAAACGCCACGCCAUCCGUCUCAAGAGCUGCCACGGCCUCUACCUCACCGCCACCGACCUCCCCUUCCUCCUCGGCAUGACCGGUAAGAAAGUCCUCCAGGCGGAGGCCGACAAGCUCGUCGACUGGAAGUUCGAGUGGGAGCCCAUACGGGACGGGUUCCAGGUCAAGCUGCGGACGUGGUGCGGCAAGUACUUGCGCGCCAACGGUGGGCCGCCGCCGUGGCGAAACUCCCUCACUCACGACGACCCCACCACGUCAACCACCCAGAACUGGAUUUUGUGGGACGUUCUGGAGGCGGAGGUUCCGGCGUCAGAGUCGUUGACUGACUUCUUGCUGUCGCAGCAGUCGAGUUUUUCGUCGUUUUCCGACGAGCCUAACGGGUCGGAGCACGGGUCGCCCCUUUCGGUGUUUUCGACCAGGUCGCCUAGAAUUAUGUCUCCUAAGCCGUCGUUGAAAAACAUGGUUAUGACUACGAAGACGUCGUCGAAAAACCUGGCUAAGCAGAUGAAUACCAACAAGUUCCGAAUCGGAAUGGACUUCUUCCGCAACGCCAAGGCGGUGCGUCUCCGCAGCCACCUCGAGAAGUACCUCCUGGCCGAGGAGGACGAGGAAUCCGUCACCCAGGAGAGAAAUGGGUCAUCCAAGAGAGCCCGGUGGACCGUCGAGUUCGUGUCCGACUCCGACCACAUCAUCCGGCUCAAGAGCUGCUUCGGCAAGUACCUCACCGCCUCCAACCAGCCCUUCCUCCUCGGGAUGACUGGCCAGAAAGUGCUGCAGACUCUGCCGCAGCGGCUCGACUCCUCGGUCGAGUGGGAGCCCGUCAAGGAUUGCAAGCAGGUCCGGCUCAAGACCCGGUACGGCAACUUCCUCCGAGCCAAUGGGGGACUGCCGCCGUGGCGGAACUCGGUGACUCACGACAUUCCUCACAGAACCGCAACGCAAGAUUGGGUUCUGUGGGAUAUCGAUGUUGUCGAGAUUCGUACCAACUCUCCGGCUGCGUGGCCCACCGGACCGCCGCCGCUUCCCCAUUCUGAUUCUCUGGAUUUCGAUUCCAGCUCCCCAUCAGCCGCUUCCGUCAAAUCCAGCCAUUUUUCAAGACAAGGGUCGAGUGAUUCUUAUGUGGAGUCGCCGCCGAAGGAGGGGAGGACUAUAUAUUACCAGAUAGCUGAAGAUAACGGCGAUGUGGGUGAUGAAGCAGUGCAGGGCUACUCUAUGACUUUUAAAGGAAUUGGGGUUGAUGAGUUGACUCGUAAGCUCGAGGAGGAAACCGGGAUUGAGGGGAUCAUCGUUUGUGCUCGAAGCCCUUUGAAUCACCAGCUCUAUCCACUUCGAUUGCAGCUUCCCCCGAACAAUGUGACCAUGCAGGUUGUCCUGGUGUUGCCGAAUUCAAAAGAAACUUACCGAGGGUUAUUUGUAUUCUCUUUUUGGCAAAUUACGUUCACGAAGAGCUUGAAGAAAUGACGAACUAUGUCAUUGGGGGCGAUCAGCUCCGAUUAAUCAAUGUCCAAAGGAAACUUGGGAUUGUUAGCUGUUCUGAAUUCAAGAAGGAGCUAAUGCAUUUUAGGAACAUGCUUCGCAACUAAUGAGUACUCGGAACACUUACUGGCCGGAGCGGGAUGCUUUUCUGAAUUACUUUAAUCAUUGCAACGACAAUAUUUCGUAAGAGUUGCUUAUGAAUUAUCUCCAUUUCAAUUUUUUUUACUUGGGACUUACUUAAAUCUGUAAAAAUUAUGUUUUUGUAUGAGCAUUUUUGCAUUUUCAGAUGAA